Molecule: messenger RNA, 1068 nt
Organism: Pseudocercospora fijiensis CIRAD86
Lineage: Eukaryota; Fungi; Ascomycota; Dothideomycetes; Mycosphaerellales; Mycosphaerellaceae
Exons: 3
Cellular component (GO): cytoplasm
Molecular function (GO): hydrolase activity, acting on ester bonds
Source: RefSeq, a predicted model, not a curated record
CCGCUCCGAUUCACCCAGGAAGGCACUUUCCAGAUCGCCGUAUUCGCCGACCUGCAUUUCGGCGAGAAUGCCAACUCGGUCGUCGCCAUGAAUCGCGUGCUUGAUGCCGAAGACCAGCAACUGGUGGUGCUGAAUGGGGACUUGAUCACCGGGGAGAAUGCCUACCGGUUCAACAGCACGGCAACGAUUGAUCAGAUCGUGGGCCCCAUCGUCAGAAGAGGACUGCCUUUUGCGACCACCUACGGCAAUCACGACAGCCAAUACAAUCUUUCACGUGAUGCAAUCUUCGCCCACGAGCAUCGCUACCGGAACUCCAGGACGAAUCCGAUGAUUCGAGGUGGCAACGCUGGUGUGACUAAUUACUACCUUCCAGUCUAUCCUUCGCACGGCGGGCGAGAACCUUGCCUGAUUCUUUGGUUUUUCGAUUCCCGAGGCGGCCUCUACUUCCAAGAGCAAGAUGAAAAUGGCGAUGGAGUGGGCCAACCGGACUGGGUCGACCAGAGCGUGGUGGAGUGGUUCCAGGAAUCCAAUGCUUUACUCACUCGGCGAUAUCAACGGACGAUACCAUCGCUCGCAUUCGUUCACAUCCCGACCAACGCAAGUGCGGCACUGCAAACUGAAGUUGGAGUCGACCCAAACACCGAGCCUGGCGUCAAUGACGACUACCCGUUGGCGUCGCAAGCACAGGGCUGGUGUCCGAACGGCACGGAUUCUGGCUGUGAUUACGGAGGGCAAGACACUCCGUUUAUGCAAGCCAUAACUACAACACCUGGCCUAAUGGCUCUCUUUUCUGGUCACGAUCAUGGUAACACCUGGUGCUACAAGUGGGAUCAACUUGUGCCUGGCAUGGUGGUGGCAGGCAAUGGCCUCAAUCUGUGCUUCAAUCAGCAUUCAGGAUACGGUGGCUACGGCACUUGGACGAGGGGUGCCAGAGAGAUUCUCAUCACAGCAGGAAAGCUCGCGAAUUGCGAAAUCGAUACCUGGAUUCGUCUAGAAACGGGCGAAGUCGUCGGAUCUGUCACAUUGAAUUCGACAUAUGGCAGGGACUUCUACCCAGCUACUCCAAAC